AUGGGAAUACCACUAGGGUAUCCAAUGUUAUUAAAACAUCGAACAUUAUUUAAUGUAUCAAAAAUGACAAUAGCAAAUACACAAUUCGACAUGAAACCUAACAACAUCACCAAAAAAGAUUCCUAUCCAUUACCACAUAUGGGAGAAACAAUUAAUCGCUUAGGUGGUCACCUAUUUUUCACUAAAUUAGGUCCUAAAUCUGGCUGUUUCCAAAUACCCAUUCAAGAAGAUGAUAAAGAAAAAACAGCAUUUAUUCUUCAAGGUGGUCACUGGGAAUUCAAUGUGUUACCACAAGGUCUCAAAAAUACGCCUCCCACAUUUCAACGAACUAUAAAUGAAUUAUUAGUGGAUUAUUAUAUGGAGUGA
Molecule: messenger RNA, 366 nt
Organism: Didymodactylos carnosus
Lineage: Eukaryota; Metazoa; Rotifera; Eurotatoria; Philodinida; Philodinidae
Source: the annotation of a GenBank genome assembly